AUGCAGCUGAAUAACUCGUCUCAGACGUCUCUCUCGUCCAACAGAGAUAAGGACCUUCCGCCGGUGCCGAUGCCCAAAAAAGAGUCGCACGGCGCCAAUGGCCGUGGAUCUGAGGGCCUGGUCUCGGUCUCGUCAACCACGUCACCUACCACCUCGACACACGACAUUUCACCAGCUGAAUUGGCCCGUUUCCAGAACUUGAAGCUUCUGCAGCAGAAAAAGAGACCUCGGCCAGCGCCGUUGAUGAAUCUUGAAAAGGCAAACCAGCCUGCCCAGUCUCGGCUAAUAGACUCGCUCAAGACGCUCGAGAUUCUGCAGACGCCUCCAGCGCUGGCCCUGGCGCUGGCACUGGCACUGGCACUGGCGCUGGCACUGGCACUGGUGCAGCAGCAGCAGCAGCAGCAGCAGCAGCAGCUGGACCCGACCACACGCAAACGACAAACGGUCGUCAGCUCGAUAUCGCCAACGAAAUCGGUUUACACGCCCUCUCCUAGAGAUCAGGCACUACCCAUCUUGGGGCUGGAUUCCCCAGUUGCAACCACGUACGGAUCCUCAGGUUACAACCUUAAGGACGAGAACUUUGUGCAUUUGAAAGAGUUGGGGCUGGGCAACUCCGGCGUAGUGCUGAAGGUGCUACAUAUUCCUCUGCAGAAAACUAUGGCCAGGAAAGUGAUUCACAUCGAGAGCAAACAGGACGUCCAGACUCAGAUCAUCCGAGAAUUGAGGAUUAUGCAUGAGGUCAGGUCCCCAUAUAUCAUUGACUUCUUCGGUGCCUUUCUACGUCCCAACAACUCCAUUGUGCUUUGCAUGGAAUACUGCAAUUGUGGAGCACUAGAUCGUAUUCUAGCGCUCUGUGACGACCGCCAGUUCCCAACUCCGGCCCUCAAGAAAGUGCUGUUUCUGAUCCUUGCAGGUCUUACGUACCUCUACGAUAAACACAAGAUCAUUCACCGGGAUAUCAAGCCCUCCAAUGUUCUCAUGACACACAAGGGCGAAUUCAAACUAUGUGACUUUGGUGUUUCCCGAGAGCUCACAAACUCUAUUCUCAUGGCUGAUACGUUUGUAGGAACAUCCACUUAUAUGUCUCCAGAACGUAUUCAGGGCCAUAAAUACGGCGUCAAGUCCGACAUUUGGUCGAUGGGUCUCAUGUUGUAUGAAUUGGCCACAGGCAAGAGUAUAUGGGUCGACAGUGACGAUACCAACGACGACGAUAGUUCCAAGCCGGCAGGACCCGAAGGAAUAUUGGAUUUACUCCAACGCAUUGUCAAUGAGAAUCCUCCAUGCUUAUCAAACAAGAUCAACAAGGUGACCGGUAGACCGUACGAUAAGGACUUGUGUGAUUUCGUUGAGUCGUGCUUGGUCAAGGACGACACCAAAAGAAAAUCUCCACACGAGCUUCUUGAUGCCCAAGGCGGCUUCUUGAAAGGCGUUGCUCAAGGCCUAUAUGAUAAGGACGUCAAGGCUUGGGCGAAGACGAUUAGAAAACGAAACAAGGAGAGAAACGAGCAGGAGGCAUCUUAG
Messenger RNA from Candidozyma auris, 1521 nucleotides. It is a transcript of the gene HST7, whose product is annotated as mitogen-activated protein kinase kinase. The transcript has a single exon. Bases 1 to 1521 code for a protein of 506 amino acids. Gene Ontology annotation, biological process: protein phosphorylation. Lineage: Eukaryota; Fungi; Ascomycota; Pichiomycetes; Serinales; Metschnikowiaceae. Gene Ontology annotation, molecular function: protein kinase activity; ATP binding. The record is from RefSeq and is a predicted model, not a curated record.